UUCAUUGUCCUCAAGCAAACUUCUCCACUGGCAAGCAUUCAAAACGACAACUCAAAUCCCAGUAUGUCACUAGUCCCCGCUCCACAACCCGACGGACCGAUCUUCGCCGAGGUCGACAUGGGUGGCGACGCCUCCGCCCCAACCGUCCGAGCAACCGUGGUCCAAGCCUCAACCGUUUUCUAUGACACCCCUGCUACUUUAGACAAAGCCGAGAGGUUGUUGGCUGAAGCCGCCGGCUAUGGGUCUCAGCUAGUGGUGUUCCCUGAAGCUUUUAUCGGCGGAUAUCCUCGAGGCUCUAAUUUCGGCGUUACCAUCGGGAACCGCACCGCUAAAGGGAAGGAAGACUUCCGGAAAUACCAUGAUUCUGCCGUUGAUAUUCCUGGUCCUGAAAUUGAGCGUUUGGCGGUCAUGGCUGGAAAGUAUAAGGUUUACUUGGUGAUGGGUGUGAUAGAGAGAGAUGGAUAUACUCUAUAUUGUACGGUCGUGUUUUUCGAUUCCCUAGGCCGGUUCUUGGGGAAGCACCGGAAGAUUAUGCCAACUGCAAUGGAGCGUAUAAUUUGGGGGUUUGGCGAUGGAUCCACAAUUCCAGUUUUCGAUACUCUGAUUGGGAAAAUUGGCGCAGCCAUUUGUUGGGAAAAUAGAAUGCCACUUCUAAGAACAGCAAUGUAUGCAAAAGGUAUUGAAAUAUAUUGUGCACCUACUGCUGAUUCCAGGGAUGUGUGGCAAGCAUCAAUGACCCAUAUCGCUCUUGAAGGCGGCUGUUUUGUUUUGUCAGCCAACCAAUUCUGUCGGAGGAAAGACUACCCACCUCCUCCAGAGUAUCUGUUUUCCUGGACAGAAGAGGAACUCACUCCAGAUUCCAUCGUCUGUGGCGGUGGAAGUGUCAUUAUAUCACCAUCUGGAGCUAUUCUGGCUGGACCCAAUUACGACGGGGAGGCACUUAUAUCGGCAGAUCUAGAUAUGGGAGAAAUAGCACGGGCAAAAUUCGAUUUCGAUGUGGUAGGUCAUUAUUCAAGACCAGAAGUGCUUAGUUUGAUUGUUAGGGACCAUCCAGCGAAGCCAGUUACUUUUACCUCAGCAACUGAAAAAACUGAAAACACUCAUAAAUCAUUGUGACCAUAAGGUAUAUUCAUUGGUCCCUUACAAUCAGAUGAAUACAAGUUGUAUAGCCAUCCGAUGACUGUAUUAAUUUCUCGGUAUCUAUUGCAUCACUUUCUACAGAUGAUCCCCUACUCUGUGAUCAUGUUCAUGCCUUGUAUUGGUAUAAAGAUUUCUUGAACUGAAAGUUUUAUGCUGGGAUUCAUUAGCUAUUA
Molecule: messenger RNA, 1313 nt
Organism: Hibiscus syriacus
Lineage: Eukaryota; Viridiplantae; Streptophyta; Magnoliopsida; Malvales; Malvaceae
Product: bifunctional nitrilase/nitrile hydratase NIT4A-like
Exons: 4
Coding region: 64-1116 (350 amino acids)
Biological process (GO): detoxification of nitrogen compound
Molecular function (GO): nitrilase activity; nitrile hydratase activity
Source: RefSeq, a predicted model, not a curated record